AAAUACGCUGGAAUGGGCACCACCAUUACGAGUUGUUGCUGUUGUGACACUUUUUGCUUCAACAUUUGAUCUAAUUGCUGAUUUCCUACUUUGUAGCAAGUUCGUACAAUUAUUCAUUAAUUACCUUAAAUUAAUUUCUACUUAA
Messenger RNA from Acanthocheilonema viteae, 145 nucleotides. The record is from the annotation of a GenBank genome assembly. NCBI's taxonomy places the organism in Eukaryota, Metazoa, Nematoda, Chromadorea, Rhabditida, Onchocercidae.